Molecule: messenger RNA, 1725 nt
Organism: Linum tenue
Lineage: Eukaryota; Viridiplantae; Streptophyta; Magnoliopsida; Malpighiales; Linaceae
Source: the annotation of a GenBank genome assembly
AUGGUGUGUACGAAAUUCGGAGCCGUUCUACUCGUCCUUUCCCUGCUCUUCUCGGCUUCUUUUGACGCGGUCCUCGUCGGAGUCAAUGCCCACAGGCGGAGCCGCGGCGCCAAUUCCAACCUCUCUACUCUCGCCGGAAUCGAAUUGAACGACCACUUGAAUUUCAAUGCUGCCUCCACUGCUUCCACCUCAGGUUGCAGCCUCUCCACUUCCAAGAAAGCCACCCAGUCAAAGUCCUCGGGAGAACAAAAACUCGCCGGCGAUGAUUACGAGGACGUCGACGACGAUGAUGAAGACGACGUAGAGGGAGAAGGAAAUCAAAUACCGGCAAAGCCCACCAUGAAGCUCCACCUAAAACACCGGCCGCUGACCGGGUCCAAGCCUAAGCAGGAAGCCUUCUUCGUAUCGGCGACACAGGACUUGGCCAGAAUUCAGACUCUGUACCGAAGAAUCACGGAGAAGAAGAAUCAGAAUGCCGUCUCCAGAUUGGAAAACGAAAAGUCAAAGCAGGGAAAUCGCGUGGUGGAGAAGCAGCCAGCGACGGCGGCGGCCGUGCCCUCGUCGGGCGUCUCCGGGCAGCUGAUGGCGACUUUGGGGUCAGGGGUGGCACUGGGUUCCGGCGAAUACUUCAUGGACGUCUUCAUCGGUACACCUCCUAAGCACUUCUCUUUAAUUCUGGAUACGGGUAGUGACCUCAAUUGGAUUCAAUGCGUCCCUUGCCACGACUGUUUUGAGCAAAAUGGGCCGCUCUACGAUCCCAUAGACUCAACUUCUUUCAAGAACAUCAGUUGCAGUGAUCCCAGAUGUCAAUUGAUCUCAUCACCAGACCCACCUUUGCCUUGUAAAGAUCACAACCAGAGCUGCCCUUAUUUCUACUGGUACGGUGAUAGCUCCAACACAACGGGUGAUUUCGCACUCGAGACCUUCACUGUCAAUCUCACCUCCCCAUCUGGAAAAUCAGAGUUUACUAAGGUUGAGAAUGUGAUGAUUGGUUGUGGCCACUGGAAUAGAGGGCUGUUCCAUGGUGCAGCUGGUUUGCUAGGACUUGGGAGAGGGCCACUCUCUUUUGCUUCUCAGCUUCAGUCACUGUAUGGCCAUUCCUUCUCAUAUUGUCUCGUGGAUAGGAAUAGCGACACUAAUGUGACUAGCAAGUUGAUAUUUGGGGAGGACAAGGAUCUUUUGAGCCACCCUGAGUUGAAUUUCACUUCUUUGGUCUCUGGGAAGGAGAAUCUCGUCGAUACGUUCUACUAUGUUCAGAUCAAGUCCAUCAUGGUUGGUGGUGAGGUUCUGAACAUACCAGAAGAGACUUGGAAUGUAUCGGCUGAUGGUGCAGGCGGUACCAUUGUGGAUUCUGGUACGACGCUGAGCUACUUCUCCGAGCCAGCUUAUCAGACCAUUCGAGAUGCAUUCCUGAGGAAAGUGAAAGGCUAUCCGGUGAUCGAUAGUGUACCGGUUCUGGACCCUUGUUACAAUGUCUCCGGAGUGGACAACCUUGUUCUGCCCGAGUUCGGGAUAUUGUUUGCAGACGGAGCAGCGUGGAACUUCCCGGUUGAGAACUACUUCAUCUGGCUGCAGCCAGGGGAAGUUGUUUGCUUGGCAAUUCUGGGGACUCCACGGUCUGCUCUUUCCAUUAUUGGGAACUAUCAGCAGCAGAACUUCCAUAUCUUGUAUGACACCAAGAGGUCGAGACUUGGGUAUGCACCCAUGAAUUGUGCUGAUGUAUAG